Alternaria metachromatica is the source of this 1158-nucleotide messenger RNA. RefSeq lists its product as uncharacterized. NCBI's taxonomy places the organism in Eukaryota, Fungi, Ascomycota, Dothideomycetes, Pleosporales, Pleosporaceae. The record is from RefSeq and is a predicted model, not a curated record. Bases 1 to 1158 code for a protein of 385 amino acids. The transcript is spliced from 4 exons.
AUGCCUUUAGCUACUCAGACAGUGCAGACCAAGGAAAAAGAAAAAGAAAUAGAGAUAGCCAUACACCGGGAUUGCGAGACACAUUUUAUCGAAGCGAUACGCAAACAGAUUGACACUGUAAAUCCGGACAAGAUCAAGAAUUCGCUAGCUGUGCUCUCGGAACUAUCAGUGCGUGCGGCUGCUUUCCUCCAAAAGAGUGACUUCACGGUUACGCAGGAAACUGCCCACGAAUUUUCCAUGGAUUCAAUCAUGUACACCCGUUCUAUCGUAUCAGAGCCUUUCAGCAUGGUUCCACUGGCUGAGAGGCGCGAUUUGGCGCGCCUUGAUGUAAUGGUGUUGGCACGCGCACUGUUGCACCAAGCAUUUGCCAUCGCGAAGACAACUCCUGUACGGCAGGAAUUAGCCUGGCGUUUACAUCACUGGAUGGCGCAUCGCGUGAAGGAUGCUUUCAGGCUUGAGGUCCAUGGCCACUUCCGAUAUUUCGAGAUUGGAAAUGCAGUGACCGAAGUCAUGCGCAGUCCGUUCCGAUGGCAAGGUUUUUUCGCUGAUAAUCCGACGCCGCUUGCUAAUUUCCUUCCGCACGGUUGGGAAGACCAGGAUGGGGACCGUUUCUCCUAUGGCGAACUGACUAUCCCGCCACUCGAGGAGGAGGAGUAUGCGUCUUGGUUCAUGGAGGACGUGGACAGGGAGCCGGAUAGUCCGCGACGAAGUGCGCGUAUCUGCUCUUCACCAGUACGCACAGCAGAUGAGAUUGGGCCAGACGCUACUUGCACGAUAUGUGGCGACGCGCUUGCUGUAGUCGAAGGGCUGUGUCUGCAAAUGCCUAUGCGUGUGCAUUGCAGCGGGGGACACAUUUAUCACUAUGAAUGCUUGACGAUGUUGAUCAACGGCAUUGAUGCGUAUGCGAAUAAGUGCCCUGUUUGCCGUCAAGAGAUUUGUUCACUGCGGCGUAGCAAGGCUAUCAUUGACGACGACGACGAGGAGAUGGACGAAGAGCUGGACGAGGAGAUGGACGAAGAGGUGGAGGAAGAGAUGUACGAGGUGGACGAAGAAUUGAACGAGUGUGUGGACGGACGGGUGAACGAGUGGGUGAACGAGCGGGUGGACGAGGAAAUGAACGAGGAGAUGGACGAGGACGUAAAUCAGGGAAUAGACUAG